CUCUGUCUCCUUCCCGCCAGCCAUGAUCCGUGGCGGGCUAAUUCCCAGACGGUCUUUUCCUUCUCUCUUCCUCCUCUUCUCCUCUUUCCUCCUCUUCUCCUCCUCCUCUUCCUCCUCCUCCUCCUUUCGAACAAGACGAGUGGACCACACGGGACCGACUGCUCCCCGACUUCCUUUGUGAGCCAGUGUGUGCGUGUGUGAGUGCAUGUGUGAGCGCAAGUGUGUGAGGUCAUGUCGGGCAUGACGAGUGGCGUGUGUGUGGAGAGCGACCUCUCCUCAAUGCUCCAGAGAAGCUCCGCCCCCUCCCACCAUCACCCGAAUCACCAUGUUUACGGCGGACAGGGGCAGGUGUCCAGUUUGGCUCCGAUGCUGGAUUACACCACGGAGAUGGACCGCUACCGUUCCUCCAUCGCCAACUUCUACAAAACCAACGUGAACAUGAACAUGAACGUCACCAACUUCCCCCAGUCGGCCAAGCUGGCGGCCCGUUUGGCGGCGGCCGGCCCCAUCUUCCCUCCCAACGCCGCUGCCAGGCUGGGCACGAUGACCACAGCGCCCUGGGGCUGCCACGACAACAUGAACAUGAACCACCCAGCCGCCAUGUUUUGGAGCCGGCCCAAACCAGUGGGAACCGCCCCAACGCAUCACCACCACCACCACCACCCCUCUGCGACGCAGGGUCACCUGACCUCCCCGCACUCCCACAGUACCAGCAUGCACCACGGCGGCGCGGGGUCUGGAGGGGGAUCAGGUGGAGGGAGUGGUGAGGGGGGAGGAGCUGAAAAAGAUGGACACACUGCCUCCUCACUUCCUGUCACACAGGGAUCGGCACACCAUCACCCCAUGGCGCCGAGCAACGCAAACUUUCUUCCGGGUUAUGGCGGUGGUGCGGAGUGCGGCAUCAUGAACAAGCAGGGACACGCCCACACAGACAUGAUGAGCCUAUCAGAGGGCGGCAGCUGCAAUGGGGGAGGGGUGAUGGGUAGUAGCUUCUUGGGGGGCCUGGGAUUACCACCUGGGGUCAUUGUCAUGGCCAUGGGGUCGGCAGGGGGCGGGAUCUCAGAUGCUGGCAGCGCCUUCCAGAUGACAGGCGGCCAGCGGGCGCUAACGGACUGCCAGCAGCACAACUCCUCCCCCUGCCCCUCCUCCUCCUCGCCCUCAUCGUCAGUCGUGACAGCAGGGGGCGUGGCCCUAUCUUCAUCGUCGUCCUCUUCAUCGGGGGCGGCGGCCAAGAGGAAGAGGAAGCGGUGCGGCGUGUGCGGGCCGUGCAGGCGGCUGAUCAACUGCGGCGUCUGCUCGUCCUGCCGCAACAGGAAGACGGGUCAUCAAAUCUGCAAGUUCAGGAAGUGUGAAGAGCUGAAGAAGAAACCAGGGGGAGGCGGGGGGGUACUUGAGCGGCCGCCUUCCGUCCCGACCGGCGAGGCCUUCCGUUGGUUCUUCUAGCUGUCCCUCCCUCCCUCCCCCCACAGAGUCGCGGCUCAACGCCGAACAGGAAGUCAACAUCGCAUAAGGAAAACAAAUCAGGCUUGAAAGACGUCAUUGGACGAACCUAUCUGGAAAUGAACCUGACGCUUUGAGGAAGGACUUCACUUUCAUCCUUUGUGAAAAUAAAAACUGCAAAUCCCACGUCAACCGGAACAGGGACGCAGCGAGGAGGAUGAGGGAGGAGGAGGGGACAGUUUGGUCAAAUAAAGGAGGAACUGGCCAAUCACCAUGGCCGUGUCCAGACGUUAGAAAGGCUAAAGCCAUGUUAGCAUUACAGAAGACUACAGUAAUCUGGUUCCAAAUGCAUUUAUUCUGUUGGCUGCAAUCUGCACCCUUACCACUAGAUGUCACUACAUCCUACACUGUGGUUCUGAUGUUCAUAUGGUCGGAGAAAGAACUGACCAAUCAGAGAUCAUUUUAUCUACAUCAGUGAUUUACACUUAAAAACUAAAUCUGAAAACAUAAGAUUUACAAACUUAUUAAAAGAUGUGUCCGAUAGGAUUCUGUAACGGCAGCUACUCAAUGUUACAGACAGUUUACAACCAUCAGCCUCAUCAUCACGAAAUGUGAAUCAGGAUAUUUUGCUAGAUGAAUACGACUCGACUGAAAAUCAAACAGAGCGUCAGCAAGGUCGAUGAUGACAGCUGAAAAGAUAAGAUGUUAACUUAUCCUAUGAAAAAAUAAGCAUCAAUGUCGAAGCCCUUUCUGAAAACCUCACCUCCUCAUGUUCAUACAGACACGGUCAACACGACCCCACCUGGAGCAACCUUCAUCACGUGGGAUCAAACUGUCGUCUUCUUCCUCCUCCUCCUCUCAGUGAACAGGAAAUCCAGCCGAAGCCAAACCAGGAAGUUUCAGGCCUCCCCUUUGACAGUAAACUGGACGACAGGAAAAACCUCAGCGCGAGUACGAACUGACCUCAGCAGGAAGUGAUCCAAGACUGUUAUUAAGGACUACAAGUUCACUGCAGUAGGACUUCAGUUACCACAUCACUGUUAUCUGUCUCUUUUGUCUACCUCCUCCUCGAGAACUUUAAAGGCACCUUGAUUGAGUUUGACCGGGUUGUGUACACGCGGGUACGACAUGAUCUGGUUCUUAACUACCGAUGGUCCAGAGCUGAUCUGCUUCAUCAUCCCUCCAUGUUUAUUUUAGUUUUUUUUAAUUCUCGGGUUUAUUUCAUUGCCUGAAGUGAAACGUCUGAAUCUCUUUUAUCCAUGUGGAUUUCACUGGAAAGUUCUCAGGGCGCAGUAACACUUCCAUUUGGUUUUAUAUAAACUAAAACUGACUGAAGCUCACGUUGUUGUAUUUUUGUAUCAUGGACGUUUUUAUCAUUUGUCUCUUCAGGAAAAAACAGAGACUUAUUGAUGAUUGAUUAUUGGCUUUGAAUUGACACGUCUGUUAAAACAUGACCCGAAGCUCGAAGAAAGUUCAGAACCAGUUUCUCUGCUCCUCUAUUAGUGGUGACCCACAGGAGAGUGCACCUGCAGCUGAAAUGCAUCAUGGGAGCUCGCAGGAAACUGUUGGAACUUCUGAGAUGAACCUCUGGACUGAAGGGAACUGAACAGAAUCAGAUCCAAGUCAUUUCAAAACAAUUUCCGUGUUCCGUUUUAACAAACUGAUCUAAUAUUUCACAGAUUGAAAACGCAACCUGUCAGCUGAUUGGACCACUCCGCAUAUUGAUGGAGAAAAUCUUUAUUCCAAAAUGUAACGUAGCUUAAAAACUUUACAUUACUCCCCCUAGUGGCAGGUUGUUGUUCUACCCCCUACACUAUACAUAAAGAUGGACGACGUAAAAAAAAAAAAUUGAUGUCUAUUUGGAUUUUUUUUGGUUUAGUCCAUGUCCCAUCUGCCAACAUAGAGAAUCUGUCAUGUCGUCCAUCUUUAGUUCCAGCCUGUUCUAUCCACGCGAAUGUUCCGCGUAAACUGAAAACGCUGUUGAUUACAUCAUCGAUUCCGACGUUAAUGAUCAACUGAGCGCCUCAUGAUGAUGUCAUCAUGGCGUCAGACUCUGCUCUCGCCGACAUGUUGGAAAUAAUGUUGUUUUUUUGGGGUUUCAUGAGGAAAAUGUUCACCUCUGCGUGGGAACUGAAAUCAAACGUCCCCUUU
Messenger RNA from Platichthys flesus (European flounder), 3591 nucleotides. Its product is annotated as CXXC-type zinc finger protein 5-like. Bases 232 to 1443 code for a protein of 403 amino acids. Gene Ontology annotation, molecular function: zinc ion binding; methyl-CpG binding. The transcript is spliced from 4 exons. NCBI's taxonomy places the organism in Eukaryota, Metazoa, Chordata, Actinopteri, Pleuronectiformes, Pleuronectidae. The record is from RefSeq and is a predicted model, not a curated record. Gene Ontology annotation, cellular component: nucleus.